Molecule: messenger RNA, 1497 nt
Organism: Alternaria arborescens
Lineage: Eukaryota; Fungi; Ascomycota; Dothideomycetes; Pleosporales; Pleosporaceae
Exons: 1
Coding region: 1-1497 (498 amino acids)
Source: RefSeq, a predicted model, not a curated record
AUGACAUACUGCCCGACGCGUCUUCUCGAGAUUGACCAGCCAGAGGCUAACAAAUUGCGGUUGCGGCUGUGUUCUGAGCUAGAUAAUACUCUCCUGCAAUAUGCAACACUCAGCCAUUGUUGGGGAACCUCGAAAACUCUGAGGUUAACCUCAGAUUCGUUCCAACGCUUCAGAGAUGGUGUGGACGUGUCUGAACUGGCGAAGACAUUUCAGGACGCUGUAUUUGCCGCGAAGUCACUUGGAAUCAAGUUGCUGUGGAUAGACUCGUUUUGUAUCUUCCAGGACUCCAAGGAAGACUGGCAGCAGGAAGCAGCACUCAUGAGCCAAGUUUACCGUCAUAGCUUCCUCAACAUUGCAGCCAGUAUAGCGGUCGAUAGCGAUGCCGGUUGCUUUCGUGAAAGAGUUUCUACUGCUGAGCGCUACCUCAUUCAGACUACAUGGACCGAUUAUCCCAACGACACUUAUUACCUCUACAAUAUGAACUACUGGGCGGACAACUUCAUAUCCACACCCCUGAAAAAGCGCGCAUGGGUUGUUCAGGAACUCGCUUUGGCUCCCAGAGCGCUUCAUCUCUGUGGUGAUCAGCUAUUUUGGGAAUGUCAUGGCUUGGAUGCUUGUGAAACCUGGCCUACCGGACCACCACCAAACAUGUGGGUGAGCCACGCAGAAUUGAGAUCGUAUUCCGCCUCCAUCGAAGUCUUUGGCUUCCCCCGGACUGACGAUAGUGAGAGUGUGUAUAUCUCUACUGAUGAGAAUGAUAAACUCAACACGACUACAUUCCGAGAGCUAUGGAAACACAUCGUGAGCAACUACAACAUGUGCGACUUGACAUUUCCGAGCGACAAGCUAGUUGCUCUAUCCGGUAUUGCAAAGCACAUGGAGCAGCUCCUCAAGAUUGACUACUGGGCAGGACUCUGGGCUUUUGACCUCAUUCCAGAGUUGAUUUGGUACAUUCGCGAACCAUCCAUACCCAACCCGGAAGCAGAUACUAUCGUUUAUCGUGCGCCUUCGUGGUCAUGGGCAUGUAUGGACGGGGAAGUAGAUUGGAUUGCGUGGAGGGGGCAGUUCUUAGUCGACAUCGUCUGUUGCGACAUCAGAACCGCGACAGCGGAUCGGACAGGUGCGGUCAUUAGCGCUGCUUUGCAACUAUCCGGUUGGUUGGCAACUAUUGAGAUCCGCCCAAGGCCCAAGGGAUGGGAUGUUUAUAUCAAUGGAAGGUGGAGUAGCUUGGGUGGUGCGCAUGUUUAUCUUGAUCGUCCUCUCGCAUGGUCCCAACUACACUGUUUACCCCUCGAAGAUCAUGGUUUAUUGAACACUCUUCUUCUCAUACCUACUGGAGUCACACGUGGUCAAUUCCAAAGGGUGGGAAUCGCUGUAAUGGGCAUUGGAACAUUCGGGCAAGAGGAUUGCGAUCAGCUCGCACACGUCACGAACGAAUCAUGGUUAGAGUACGAGGCAAUAGGUGAUGACGGUAAAUGCACGAUCACAAUAGUAUGA